This is a messenger RNA of Bactrocera neohumeralis, 1215 nucleotides long. Its product is annotated as hemicentin-1-like. Gene Ontology annotation, biological process: synapse organization. Gene Ontology annotation, cellular component: neuron projection membrane. Bases 139 to 1050 code for a protein of 303 amino acids. NCBI's taxonomy places the organism in Eukaryota, Metazoa, Arthropoda, Insecta, Diptera, Tephritidae. The transcript is spliced from 7 exons. The record is from RefSeq and is a predicted model, not a curated record.
UUACCAGGCUCUUGUCUAUGUCAAGGAAGUAUUAUGUGCAUUUCAUAGUAAAAACUUUCUGUUGUGUUAAAAGCCAAAGUAUGUCCUGUGACCUGAAAAAACCAAAAUAGUUUCAUACCUUCAACAGUUUUAAAUAAAAUGUUCCGCAACUUAAAAGCAAUUUGUGUAUUAGCUAUAAUUUUUAUAUUUUUCCACAGAAAAAUCGACUGUCAAUAUGCUUAUAUUGAUCACAACCAACAAGCCAACGCUUCGGUGUUUGUGCAAAAAUCGCGGGGUGUCGAGGAGACAUUCGAGUCGUUGGGGGACACAUAUUUGAAACAAAGUAGACCGCUUGAUAGAGGGCCCUACUUUGAUACAUCAGCUACGAAAAAUGUGACAUCGUUAGUUGGUAAAACAGCGCAUUUGAAUUGCCGUAUUAAGAACCUUGGAAACAAAACAGUUUCAUGGAUCAGACAUAGAGAUUUACACCUACUGACUGUGGGCGAAAGCACCUACACUUCCGAUCAACGAUUCACAUCCAUAUAUAACAAGCUAAGUGGGGAUUGGUCUUUGCAGAUUAAAUUUCCGCAAAUAAGAGAUUCCGGCAUUUAUGAAUGCCAAGUUUCAACAACGCCUCCUGUUGGCUAUACAAUGGUUUUCUCUGUAGUCGAACCGAUAACGAGCAUUCCUGGUGGUCCAGAGUUGUAUAUUGAUAUGGGCUCAACCGUUAAUUUAACUUGUAUUGUCAAACAUCUGCCCGAUCCGCCAUUGACAGUGCACUGGACUCACAAUAAUGAGGAAAUAAAUUACGAUUCACCACGUGGUGGCGUUUCCGUUAUCACCGAGAAGGGCGACAUUACAACGUCUUAUCUUUUGAUACAAAGAGCAAGAAUUUCCGAUUCCGGCAGAUAUGCUUGCUUACCAUCCAAUGCAAAUUCUAAAACUGUCAACGUACAUGUACUAAAUGGUGAACAUCCAGCAGCUGUACAACGUGCCGGCAAUUCAUUAAAUUAUUGUAGCAAUUUUAUUGUUGUGUUGAUUGUGUGUCGUAUAAUAUAUAUUAUAGAUUAAAACUUGUAUGUAUGUAAAUGCAAAACAAACAAAAAUUAAAUAUUUCUUACAUUGUUAUAGAUUCGAAAAUUUUAUAGAUAUUUAAAGGAAUAUCAUUGUAAAUUAAAGAUACAUUUUCUAUGUAAAUAUACUUUAUCUGAUCUAUUAAGCCUUAAAAAGCUAUGA